AUGAAUGACUUGAAUCAUCCGGUCUUUGGUGCUAGUUCAAUUCUUCCCACUCCAAGUGGUCUUUUAAAUACAGCUGAGGUGUGCAACAAGCUUGCACCAGAUGUAUGCGACAACCAGCCUGAGUCAUCAGAUUCAACGUCUCUUUUAGGUUCAAACAGUGCCCAAUCUGAUUUAAUCUCUAAUUGCUCAACCAGAUUGAGUGAGACAAGGGCAACUUUCAACAAUUCUCCAUCCAAGAUGUUGGGUUCUUCCACCGAAUACAAUUCAGCAAAAAACAACAGUCAAGAAAAUGCUGCCUCGACUGUCAACCAAUUGAGUGCUAACAGCUCAGCCACUAAUCGAAGUCCUCUAGCAACAUUAGCGCCACCUACAAUGAACACUUCAACAUUCAUGUCUCCUGCCAGAUCAGUACCUGCUACGUCGGCGAGGUCUAACUUAUUUGGCUCUAGCACAGUCGGUCCCAACUUCGAAUCUUUCACAUCUAGAGCAGUCAGCAAUACUCCUAGCAUUCAAGAAGUCCAACCUGCCGAGCCUCUGUUCAAUAAUGCCUCACAUCAAAUUCAGAGCGAUACAGUCAAUGCACCACCCCAGAAACGCGCCAAGACUACUCAUAACAUUGCUGCUCAACUGCCCGCCAAUGAGUUCACAAACAGACUCGACUUGUUUCGCGGUCCUGAAGUUCUCGUCACCGCGGGUAUUCACUUGGGGGUCAAAAGCUAUCUCAUACCUAAAGCAUUACUUAUUCAGGCCUCGCCAUACUUCCAGACUGCCAUCAUAGUUGAAACUUUGGGUCAAAUCACACGAGAAACUCUCAAAAUCGAAUGCUCAAUCUUAGCAUUUGAUUUUGUUGUGCAAUAUCUCUACACUGGUACUUUUGUCCGCCCGGGUAUUGCUGGUUUUAGUUCUGGGUCACAACAAGUUACAAAUCUUAUCGAAUUUUACGAGUUGGCAGAGAAACUUAGUCUUGAUAUCUCAGAUAUGAUCUUGGAUAAUAUCAAACAGCUGCUUAUGAUAGAUCGACUUUAUCUUCAGGCAGGACACAUUCACAAAGUUGUCAAUUUUCCAAACGGACAAAAACUUCGUAUGCUGUUUGCUCGCUCAUGUAUCCAAGCCUACCUUCAGUCUGCCAAUCCUACUCAUGGGAAAGCUCAGGAAUUCCGUUUUCAAAGAGAGCUUGACUCAUUAGAUGGGUUCGCGGCAGAUCUCAUGCGUGUGUAUCGAGAAGUGGCAGACAAACGUACACCUUGCAUUUUCGCCGAAUCGUAUGAUCUUCUUGAUGGCAAGAAAUUCUCUUAUUGA
Molecule: messenger RNA, 1299 nt
Organism: Botrytis deweyae
Lineage: Eukaryota; Fungi; Ascomycota; Leotiomycetes; Helotiales; Sclerotiniaceae
Exons: 3
Coding region: 1-1299 (432 amino acids)
Molecular function (GO): protein binding
Source: RefSeq, a predicted model, not a curated record